AUGACGGGGCGCCCGGCGCUGCUUCUGCUGCUGCUGCUGCUGGCGGGGACCCCGCGCAGCGCCCGCUGCUGCCCCGGGACCCCCGAACCGGCCCCGGUCACCGCCGCCGUCCCCCCGGGGUCGCCCCCCGCCGCCGCCGCCGCCGCCCUGGGCGCGCUGCUCCGGUCCCUGCAACGCCCCGGCCGCUCCCCCGGGACUCUCCUUCAGCCCCAGAGGUCGGGGUGGGGGCCGCAGGGGGGGGCGCAGGCCCGGCUCAGCCCCCGGAGCUGGGACCCCCCGCUCGCCCCGUUCUGGACGAUGGCGACCCCGCAGCGCUUCGGUCGCCGCCGCUGAGCGUCCCCGGCCCGAGUCCGUCUGUCCGUC
Messenger RNA from Myiozetetes cayanensis, 363 nucleotides. It is a transcript of the gene NPFF, whose product is annotated as neuropeptide FF-amide peptide precursor. The transcript is spliced from 3 exons. Gene Ontology annotation, cellular component: axon terminus; dendrite; perikaryon. The coding region runs from base 1 to 333 and encodes 110 amino acids. Gene Ontology annotation, biological process: excitatory postsynaptic potential. The record is from RefSeq and is a predicted model, not a curated record. Gene Ontology annotation, molecular function: neuropeptide hormone activity; G protein-coupled receptor binding. Lineage: Eukaryota; Metazoa; Chordata; Aves; Passeriformes; Tyrannidae.